Penicillium macrosclerotiorum is the source of this 651-nucleotide messenger RNA. Its product is annotated as Ran family GTP-binding nuclear protein. Gene Ontology annotation, cellular component: nucleus; cytoplasm. Gene Ontology annotation, molecular function: GTPase activity; GTP binding. NCBI's taxonomy places the organism in Eukaryota, Fungi, Ascomycota, Eurotiomycetes, Eurotiales, Aspergillaceae. The coding region runs from base 1 to 651 and encodes 216 amino acids. Gene Ontology annotation, biological process: ribosomal subunit export from nucleus; protein import into nucleus. The transcript has 5 exons. The record is from RefSeq and is a predicted model, not a curated record.
AUGGCGGACCAGCAGACCCCGCCCACCUUUAAGCUCGUCCUGGUUGGUGAUGGCGGUACUGGCAAGACCACCUUCGUCAAGCGCCACCUGACUGGUGAGUUCGAGAAGAAGUAUAUUGCCACUCUCGGUGUCGAGGUGCACCCGCUCAAAUUCACCACCAACCUGGGCCCUAUCCAGUUUGAUGUGUGGGACACUGCCGGCCAGGAGAAGUUCGGUGGUCUCCGUGAUGGCUACUACAUCAACGGCCAGGCCGGUAUCAUCAUGUUCGACGUUACCUCCCGUAUCACCUACAAGAACGUUCCCAACUGGCACCGUGAUCUCGUCCGUGUCUGCGAGAACAUCCCCAUUGUGCUGUGCGGUAACAAGGUCGAUGUGAAGGAGCGCAAGGUCAAGGCCAAGACCAUCACCUUCCACCGCAAGAAGAACCUCCAGUACUACGAUAUCUCUGCCAAGUCCAACUACAACUUUGAGAAGCCCUUCCUGUGGCUUGCUCGCAAGCUUGUUGGCAACCCCCAGCUGGAGUUCGUUGCCGCUCCCGCUCUCGCUCCUCCCGAGCUCGAGGUCGACGAGGUCCAGAUGAAGGCCUGGCGCGAGGAGAUGGACGCCGCCGCCCAACAGCCCCUGCCCGAUGAAGAUGAUGCCGACCUGUAA